UGCCAGGAGCUGCAGUGCCCUUCCCUCCCCUCAAGGUGUUGUCCAACGGGGAGCCGUGCGUCAUGUUCCAGGCCAGGAAACUGUCUCUGCGCUACGAGAAGCAGAAGCAGCUGGACCUGACAGAGCGAGCGUUUUCUCCUCAGAAACCUGUCGACACCAGCCAGUCCGUCUGCCGCCAGGACAAGGCCACGCUGGUCAUGAGGUUUGGAGAUGUGGAGGAUCUGACAGGCCUCUCCAUCAGACUGCAACUGUCCAACACUUUCUACGAGUCGUCAGGUCAGUGGUGGUUCUCGGUGGACAGCGUCUCUCUGCUGUACAACACGUCUGAAGAGGCCGUGUUCAAUGCCAGUGAGGUGUACGCUCCAGCCUCCUCCUCCUACCACUGCCUCCACGUCAGCAACCUGCAGCGCUACAGCGCCCUGCUGCUGCCCAGCACCGACCACGCCCGCCGCUGGGCUGUCACCUUCACCGACUUCCAGAUUCAGGCGUUCAAUGUCACCUCUGGUAAGUUCUCUCCUCCGAGCGACUGCGCCACCUUCUUGACUCCGGCCAUCCUGAUGGGCCUCAUCACUUCCCUCAUCCUGCUGCUGGUCUUGGCCUACGCCCUGCACAUGGUCAUCCACCUGAAACACAUUGAGCACGAUGACGAACACAAGGGCGACAUCUAUUUCCCCCAAACCCCCGAACAGCCUGAACAUUGUUGUAUGGAAAGUGUCGUAGAGAAAAAUAUUCUGUAGUGUAACCAGAAAUAUAAGUAAAGACUGUUAACACAUAU
Messenger RNA from Seriola dumerili (greater amberjack), 775 nucleotides. RefSeq names its product V-type proton ATPase subunit S1-like protein (gene atp6ap1la). The transcript has 5 exons. Lineage: Eukaryota; Metazoa; Chordata; Actinopteri; Carangiformes; Carangidae. Gene Ontology annotation, cellular component: proton-transporting V-type ATPase complex. The record is from RefSeq and is a predicted model, not a curated record. The coding region runs from base 63 to 737 and encodes 224 amino acids.